Molecule: messenger RNA, 2951 nt
Organism: Durio zibethinus
Lineage: Eukaryota; Viridiplantae; Streptophyta; Magnoliopsida; Malvales; Malvaceae
Product: eukaryotic translation initiation factor 5-like
Biological process (GO): formation of cytoplasmic translation initiation complex; translational initiation
Cellular component (GO): cytosol
Molecular function (GO): translation initiation factor activity; GDP-dissociation inhibitor activity; eukaryotic initiation factor eIF2 binding
Source: RefSeq, a predicted model, not a curated record
AAACAAUCUUAAGAGCUCAAACUCAAACCAAACUCAAAAUAUCCCUGAAAGAAAACCAAUUUCUUCCAAAACCCUAUCAUCUCUUUAAAUAUAUAUAUAUAUAUAUAUUUCUAGAUCCUUUGAUUCCAGCUUGCAGGUGCUGCUCCUAUCAGCAUAGUUUCUAGGUGCAGUGUGUAAAAGUUUGAAAUUUCUUUUAUGUCCAUCCAGGUCAUUCCCUAUUUGGGAUCACUUGGGUUGCUUGAAGAGUAUUGUCCUUCAGUUAGAAAAAAGAUCAGACCUUUGUCCGACAAAUUUGGCUGUAUGUAUCUUGGAUCAUUUAAAGAACACCCAGAUUUUCAUGGCUGCAGCUGGUUGCAACCUUUUGAGAUUGUACAAGAUCAGUCUUCUCUCAUACUGUACAAAACUUUAGAAGACUUUACUGCUGUGUACACCUUGAGUUCUAUCAUUUGCUGCCUGUGACAUAGAGCUAUUUUGUUUUCAAUUGUUGUUGAAGAUGGCUUUACAGAAUAUUGGUGCUGGAAAUAGCGAUGAUGCCUUCUACAGGUAUAAGAUGCCCAAAAUGAUCACCAAGUUUGAGGGCCGAGGAAAUGGAAUCAAAACGAACAUAGUCAACAUGGUUGAUAUUGCAAAGGCAUUGGCAAGGCCAGCCUCUUAUACAACCAAAUAUUUUGGCUGUGAGCUUGGUGCUCAGUCUAAAUUUGAUGAAAAAACCGGGACUUCCCUUGUUAAUGGGUCCCAUGAUACUGCUAAGCUUGCUGGACUUCUUGAAAACUUCAUCAAGAAAUAUGUGCAGUGUUUUGGCUGUCGAAACCCUGAAACUGAGAUAUUGAUAUCUAAGACUCAGAUGAUCCAAUUGAACUGUGCUGCAUGUGGUUUUGUUUCAGAUGUUGAUAUGAAAGAUAAGUUGACAACUUUCAUCUUGAAAAACCCACCUGAAGUGAAGAAGGGAUCAAAAGACAAGAAAGCAUUGAGGAGGGCUGAAAAGGAGCGACUUAAGCAAGGUGAGGCUGCAGAUGAAGAGCAGAAAAAACUGAAGAAAGACGGAAAGAAGAAAGGCUCCUCUUCUAAGGAAUGCACCAGUAAAGUCAGCACAUCAAAGAAGAAAGCUGGUGGCUGUGAUGAUGAUUACGUUUCACCACCUCACAGUCAAGUUGAUGAAAAGGAAGAGAUUGAUGAGGAUGAUGUGCAAUGGCAAACUGAUACAUCAGUGGAAGCAGCUCAGCAGCGAAUCCAGGAGCAAUUGAGUGCUGUGACAGCGGAUAUGGUCAUGUUAUCUACAAAUGAAUCAGAAAAGAAAACAAAGGUGACUAGCAAAGCAAGCAACAAUUCAAAUGGUUCAUCUUCACCAAGGCAAGACAAUCACAAGGCUAAGAAUGGCAACUCAGACCUUAAUGAGGCCCUUGCUGUUAAGGAAUUGAAAGCAAAUUUGAAGAAAGGUGUUUCUGCAAAUCAACUGAAGAAACUUUUGGGAUCUCUUUCUGGUUCUGACCAGGAAAAGAUGAUUGCUCUCCUAGAGGCACUCUUUGAUGGCAUCAAUAAAGGGGUUGCUAAGGAGGUGGUUAAAAGGAAAAACUACCUUGCUGCUGCCGUUGCUCAAGAUGAGGGAUCACAGCUGCUUCUACUUAAAGCGAUAGAGUCAUUUUGUGGAAAGGCCAGCUCAAGUGCAUUGAAGGAAGUUUCUUUAGUUUUGAAAGCACUCUAUGAUGCUGAUGUGUUGGAGGAGGAGUACAUACUGCAAUGGUAUCAAGAAGGUCUGAAGGGAGAGAACAAAGGCUCUCAGAUAUGGAAGAAUGCUAAGCCUUUUAUUGAUUGGCUCCAGAGUGCAGAGUCAGAAUCUGAAGAGGAAUGACAUGGUACCUCUUUCUUCCAGGUGGCUGCUGCCAAUGUUUGUGUUUUUGCAUUUUUAAAGUGUUUUCUGCUACUAGUGAAUAAAGAGUGGUGAGUGAGACUACUUUGAUUUCGAAGUUUGCUUUAGUUUUUUCAUGGAGUGUCUUGUCUAAUGUUAGGGCUUUGAUCCCUGUUGUCAGCUGUCAUAUUGUUGAUUUGUGCUUGGACGGUUGAAUGUUAUUAUCUACAAUUCCUUUGUUUAAGUUAAUUUCCAUUCUCCCUAAUCAUUGAAGUUUGUAGUGUUUAAUUUCCUGGUAGUUAAUGAUCUAGUGAACUAAAUUACUGAUUUGCCAUUGGUGGUACUGAUGAUAUGAUCCGUAUAUCUGGAAUUCAUGGAAUUUUCACGCUGGGUUCCAACUGGCUCUCAAUGUGAUGGCUGUGCCCGUGAGGCUGAUGAUAGAGAAGCUAAAUGAACUCCCUUUCUUUUAUCGGAGGUACGAGUUUAUUUUUGUCAAAAAAUAUACUUGAAAACAAAAAGCUACUUUUCUUGUUUUUUUUUUUUUGGAUGUUUUUGUUUAAGUACAAUUUACUAGCUUUGUAGGGAGAGUGAUUAUAAAAUGAAGCUCAAUGAACCAAUUCGACUAAAAUACAAAUAUUUUCCCAUCUUUAAAAAAUAAAUACACUUGCCUUUUUGGGUACAAUUUAGGGCUCAUUUGUAUUUUAUCUUAUCAGGAAUAAGGAGGUUUUGACUUACAUUCCCGCUGGAGAUUGCAUUUGGAUAGCAUUCUAACGGUGCAAUUAAAGGUCAAAACUCCUACUGUCCCUCCAAUCUCUAAUUGAAAGGGGAAGGAUUUAAAAAUGGCUCAAUAGACUUUAGGAUAAACGACUGUUUCAGUGUAAAUUCGAAAAAAUAAUUAUGACAAGAUGAGUAAAUUAAUUGUUAUAGUCAAUCAUCGUCCCUUCAAUCUCCAGACCAAAGAGAGUGUCCAAUGAUUCAACAGAAGGCAAGCAACUGUUUUAGUGUAAAUUCAAAAAAAUAAUAAUCAUAAAUGACCGGAUGAGUCAAUCAACUAUUAUAUUCAAUGUUACCAUUAUCAUUAUAUUUAUACUUUGUAUAUUUUCUU